AUGCCCGCAAUUAGCAAUGGUUAUGUUGCUAACGGCAAACCUGACUCCCAGCUUAACAGGGCUGCGGAAACUGCCGAUCUCUUAGAAUCUGUUCAGCAGCUCAUCAUUCCUUUUAUCAAAGCUGCUGAUGAUGCUGCUGCCCACAGAGCCUCAGGAAAUCUGGGACUGGAUGCCAACGGAGAACCUCAAAAUGUUUUAAUCGACUCACAAAAGCCUUCUGAGCUAGUCGCCAGGUUAAAAUUCCUUCUCCCUGAAGAGGGCCUGGGUAAAGAUGGCCUCCUUCAGAGCAUUGAUAAGCUGCUCAAGUACAGUGUGAAUACGUGGGACCAAGGUUUCAUGGACAAGCUAUACGCAAGUACCACACCGGUGGGAGUUAUCGCAGAUCUCAUCCUGUCCGUUUUGAACACAAAUGUGCAUGUUUACCACGUCUCACCAGCCUUGACUGUUAUCGAAAAGACAACUACCAAAGCUUUUGCGAAUCUAUUCAACUUCGAUGGCCCACACGCCGGUGGCAUAUCAUGUCCUGGUGGCAGCGGAUCGAACCUCACGUCUCUAAUUGUGGCUCGGAACACGCUGUAUCCAGAAACUAAAACAAAAGGAAAUGGCAAGCGAGACUUUGUCGUCUUCACAAGCGCACACGGCCACUACUCUGUGGAAAAAGCCGCCAUGAUUACCGGCCUGGGUUCGUCUGCUGUAUGGGCGGUUCCUGUGGAUAACGAGGGCAGCAUGAGACCACAAGCCCUUCGAGAGCUGGUUUUGCUGGCCAAGAAGCAAGGAAAGACGCCAUUCUACGUCAACUCAACAGCCGGUACUACAGUAAUGGGCUCCUUCGACCCCUUUGAAGAGAUUUCCAAGGUUUGCAAGGAGUUUGGCAUGUGGCUGCACAUCGACGCAAGCUGGGGCGGCAGCGUCAUCUUCUCAAAGGCGCAGAGCUGGAAGAUGAAGGGCUCGCAUCUGGCCGACUCUCUAACUGUCAAUCCGCACAAGAUGCUCAACGCUCCCUGCACCUGCUCGUUGCUCCUGGGCCCGGACAUGCGGAUUUUCCAACGCGCAAACAGCACAGCUGCCGGAUAUCUCUUCCACCGCGGCGACGACGAAGAAGUCUGGGAUCUGGCUGAUUUGUCUCUGCAGUGCGGCCGCCGCGGAGACGCUUUGAAGGUUGCAUUGGCCUGGCUUUAUUACGGCGCCAAUGGAUUCGAGCGCCAGGUUGACCACGCUUUCGACAUGGCAAGUUAUCUGUUCCGCCUCUUGGAGGAGAGCGGCGACUUUGUCAUGGUCUCAUCAUAUCCUCCGCCGUGUCUUCAGGUCUGCUUUUACUCAGCUCCCGGAGGCAAAUUGUCCUCUGACAAGAAUGUGAAUACCUCUAGAACACAGAGGAUUGCACAUAUGCUUAUUGGCAGAGGAUUCAUGGUCGACUACGCUCCCGGCGACAAGGGCAGCUUCUUGCGUGUCGUGGUCAAUGUCCAGACUUUGGAGGGAACGGUUGAGGGUAUCGUAAAGGCCAUGGUCGAGCUGAGCCAAGAGAUAUCCUUGUGA
This is a messenger RNA of Trichoderma gamsii, 1536 nucleotides long. RefSeq lists its product as hypothetical. The record is from RefSeq and is a predicted model, not a curated record. NCBI's taxonomy places the organism in Eukaryota, Fungi, Ascomycota, Sordariomycetes, Hypocreales, Hypocreaceae. Gene Ontology annotation, biological process: carboxylic acid metabolic process. Bases 1 to 1536 code for a protein of 511 amino acids. Gene Ontology annotation, molecular function: carboxy-lyase activity; pyridoxal phosphate binding. The transcript is spliced from 4 exons. Gene Ontology annotation, cellular component: cytoplasm.